Molecule: messenger RNA, 1893 nt
Organism: Olea europaea var. sylvestris
Lineage: Eukaryota; Viridiplantae; Streptophyta; Magnoliopsida; Lamiales; Oleaceae
Exons: 3
Coding region: 1-1893 (630 amino acids)
Molecular function (GO): RNA-DNA hybrid ribonuclease activity; nucleic acid binding
Source: RefSeq, a predicted model, not a curated record
AUGGAAGAACUGGAAACUUUCCCCGUCAACCCGGAAGACCCCAAUCAAGUCUUGUGCAUAGGGAAGUCAUUAUCACCUGAAGCAAAAACUGAGAUGAUACGAUUCCUGAAAGGAAACCUGGAUUGCCAAGAAGCCUUCGAGUCUCUAAAGACACACCUCGGGGAAGCACCUCUCCUGUCAAAACCCCAGCCGGAUGAAUCUCUGUUGCUGUAUCUAGCAGUUUUAGACGUGGCAGUCAGCGCGGUCCUAACCAGGGAAGAAAAUGAGCGUCAAUUGCCGGUGUAUUACAUCAGCGAAGCACUUCUCCCAGCUGAAACACGCUACUCCGACAUGAAAAAACUGGCACUCGCACUUAUCACAGCCUCAAGAAAGCUAAGGCCAUACUUCCAAGCCCACUCAAUACAAGUCCUCACCAAUUUCCCUUUAAGACAAGUGAUGCAGAAAACGGACGCGUCGGGACGCCUGCUGAAAUGGGCUAUUGAGCUCAGUGAGUUCGAUCUCAUGUUCCGACCUAGACGCGCUAUCAAGGGCCAGGCCCUUGCCGAUUUUAUGGUCGAGUUUACCAAAGCCCCAGAAAUGGAGGCCAUAAUGGAAUCGACCGAGCCCCCCACAUGGAAGUUGUUUGUAGAUGAGUCUUCAGGAGAGGCUGGCGCGGGGGCAGGAAUCGUGUUGGAAAGCCCAGAAGGCCAUUUGCUAAAUUGUGCUGUGAGAUUCGGCUUCAGAGCCUCGAACAACGCGACCGAAUAUGAGGCCCUUCUGGCAGGUCUAAGGCUCGCUAAGGAAAUGCAGGUCAGGAAGCUCCUAGCAAGCAGCGAUUCUCAGCUCGUAGUAAAUCAGGUAAAUGGGGAUUUCGCAGCCAAAGAUGGUAACGUGCUCGCAUACUUGAAGCUGGUUCUGGACAUUAUUCCCCAUUUCGAAAGGUUCGAACUGACUCGAGUCCCCCGUCUAGAAAAUUCCCAUGCAGAUGCCCUCUCAAAGUUAGCCAGCAGCAUGGACUCAGAGCUUCUAAGCAUCUUCCCCAUUGAGCACUUAUCGAGGCCCUCCACCUUCGAAGGCGAAGAGUUACUGUGGAUAGAAGGCACCCCCUUGUGGAUGCAGCCCAUAAUCGCGUAUCUGAAGGAGCAAACACUGCCUGCUUCCAGAGGCGAGGCAAGAAAAUUAAGAAGAAGGGUUGCACACUUCGUCCUUCAAGAAGACAUCCUUUACAAGAGAGGCUUCGUUUUGCCCCUUCUUCGAUGUGUGGGCGGCGAAGAGACCACAUACAUACUCAGAGAGAUACAUGAAGGGAUCUGCGGAAAUCACUUCGGAGGGACGGCUCUGGCGCACAAGGCAAAUGGACAGGUUGAAGCAGUGAACAAAACUAUCAAGCACACCCUGAAAAGGAAACUGGAUGCCUCGAAAGGCGCCUGGGUUGACGAACUCCCCCACGUCCUCUGGGCCAUCAGAACGACUUGCCGGACUGCAACCGGCGAGACCCCAUUUUCCAUGACCUACGGAGCCGAAGCAAUGAGUCCGGUCGAAGUUGGGGUCCCAUCACAUCGACGGAUAUAUUUCAAUGAGAUCAGCAACGAUGAGGCGCGCAUAAGUGAACUACACUUCCUUGAGGAAAAGAGAGACGCUUCCCAAAUGACCUUGGCAAAAUAUCAUCACAAGAUGACCCGCUUUUACAACUCCAAGGUCAAAAACAGAACUCUCCGCUUGGGCGACCUCGUCCUCAAAAGAGUUUUCCAAUCUUCAAAACCAACCGGGUCAGGAGUUUUUGACCCGAACUGGGAAGGCCCUUACCGCAUUCGGGGAGAAUCCCGACCUGGUACCUUCGAGGUCGAAGAUAUGUCAGGAAGGAUGCUACCUCACAAGUGGAACAUCGAGCACUUGAGAAAAUACUACCAGUGA